GAGCUGCUUUACCCCGGCUCUUCGCGCUCUCCGCAGAUCAUGGACGACAUCAAGCUGGGGAUCCAGUACGCCUUCCAGACCCAGAACCCCCUGACGCUGGCCAUCAGCGGGCCGGGCCACUGCGCCAUGGAGGCUGCGCUGCUGAACGCGGUGGAGGCCGGGGAGGUGGUGCUGAUGGCGGUGAAUGGAAUCUGGGGGGAGCGCGCGACAGACAUCUCCAGGAGACUGGGAGCUGAUGUCCGGCAAUUGGUGAAGGCCCCAGGGGAAUACUUUGCACUGAGCGAGAUUGAGGAGGUGAGUGCUCAGGCAUUGGAGCGGGACGCUGGGCGGCCCAGGGGACUGCAGCCUGCCGGGCCCCUGGAGAGACAGGAGCCCUGGCGCUGCUGCGUGGCAGGCAGUGAAAGCGGAAUGGGCUAUGACCAGAGAAACCCGUCCCAGCAGUCCCCUAAUUUCCGCUGCUGGGCUAACGAGAGGCCGCCUGCCCCAGGGAACCCUGCAGCCCACUCGCUACUCAUGCUAGCAGAGAGCAGCUGUGGUCCCCCCUGCCAGCAGCCCAGCGAAAUGCCAGGCCAAGGAGCCCUCCCUCUCCGGCCGGACAGUCUGGGGCGACGCGCGUCUCCUCGGGACCCAGCCCCAGGUGCGAGCGCUGCCCCGUGCCGGCCUGGCCCUAGCUCUCUUCCACGCCCCCUCUGCUGUGCCCCUGCAGGCUUGGUCUAAGGGCCGCAGGUGUCU
Pelodiscus sinensis (Chinese soft-shelled turtle) is the source of this 732-nucleotide messenger RNA. The record is from RefSeq and is a predicted model, not a curated record. NCBI's taxonomy places the organism in Eukaryota, Metazoa, Chordata, Testudines, Trionychidae.